CCAAAUGGCGGCCCCGGCGGCGCGGGGGGAGGCGCGGCGGGCGAGCGGCUGCCCCGCCGAGACGGCCCGGCGCGGCGGAUGGUGAUAUGAUAUGUGUAGCCAAGAUCAUCUCUACCUAGGUGACAUUUCUCCCCUGAGGAGCAAUCCCCUUUUGCUGGACAUGCUUAGAGAAACACGUAGCCAUGGACCUGAAGGAGAAGAGUCAGGAUGAAAUGACCUCAAGUCUGGGCCUUACCACAAAGAAAGCCCUCACGAUCCUGAGAGACCAGUUGUCAGCAUUGCUGGAGGGGCAUCAGAAGGAACGGAAAAAAGUGACUUCCUGGAAGGAGGUGUGGAGGAGCAGUUUUCUGUACCAUGGUAACCGUUGCUCCUGUUUCCACUGGCCUGGUGCAUCUCUGAUGCUGCUGGCAGUGCUGUUGCUGCUGUGCUGCUAUGGAAGCCAGCCACAGGGGAGCCAAGGUGCUGAGAUAGUUAAUGCACUGGCACUCUUCCUCCUUCUCGUCUUGGAUCUCUUCAUGAUUGGGCGUCAAGAGAGGCUGAAGUGCAGAGAGGUGGAGAGGAGACUUCAGACAAUCAUUGAUAAGAUAAAUGAUACACUUGGAAAAGAGGUGAAAUGGCCAGACUCCGUGUACCCUGACCUUCACAUGCCCUAUGCUCCGUCUUGGUCCCUUCAUUGGGCCUACAGGGAUGGUCAUCUUGUCAAUCUGCCUGUGAGCCUAUUAGUAGAAGGAGAUGUCAUUGCUUUAAGGCCAGGACAGGAGUCAUUUGCUUCUCUGAGAGGGAUUAAGGAUGACGAGCACAUUGUUCUGGAGCCAGGAGAUCUUUUUCCACCUUUCUCACCUCCACCUUCCCCAAGAGGAGAAGUAAAGAAGGGACCUCAGAAUCCUCAGCUGUAUCGUCUCUUCCGUGUCUUGAAGACCCCAAUAAUUGAUAAUGUCAGGUGGUGUCUGGAAAUGGCUUUGUCACGUCCUGUGACAGCCUUGGAUAAUGAGAGAUUCACUGUCCAGUCAGUAAUGUUGAAGUAUGCUGUCCCCAUUGUACUGGCUGGCUUCCUGAUCACCAAUGCUGUGCGUUUCAUUUUCCAAGCUCCUGGAAUUGCUUCUUGGCAGUACACUCUUCUUCAGUUACAGGUGAAUGGUGUCCUGCCCAUCCUUCCGUUGCUCUUUCCUGUCCUGUGGAUUCUUGCUACAGCUUUUGGAGAAGCCAGAGUCUUGGCCCAGAUGAGCAAGGCCUCAUCCACCUCACUGCUUGCUAAGUUUUCAGAGGACACUCUCAGCAGCUACACAGAGAUGGUAUCUUCUCAGGAAAUGAUACGCUGUAUCUGGAACCACUUCCUGUGUGUUUUAAAAGGCAAAUCCCCAACCCUGAGCUUCACCUCCAGCUUGCUCCAUAGUUUGGGAUCUGUCACUGUGCUCUGCUGUGUAGACAAGCAGGGAAUUCUUUCCUGGCCAAACCCCAGCCCAGAGACUGUUCUAUUCUUCAGUGGGAAGGUGGAACCACCUCAUGAUAGCCAUGAAGACCUGACUGAUGAGCUCUCUACACGCUCCUUCUGCCACCCUGAGAUGGAAGAAGAGCCCCAUGAAAGAGAUGCUUUGCUCUCUGGCCCCCUGGCAGAUACAGUCCAUGUCACCAAUGAGCAAGAGAGAAACAACUGGUCUAGUGACCCUCCAAAGGCUCCUGAUGCCCAUGCCCACCGAAAGCCAAGCAACAGAAGCAAGCAUCCCUCUGGGUCCAAUGUGAGUUUUAGCAAGGACACGGAGGGUGGAGAGGAGGAACAUACUCAGGCUGGUGGUGACAGUGAAGUGUUGGCCUGUGAGGCUGAAGACUUUGUGUGUGACUACCACCUUGAGAUGCUUAGCCUGUCUCAGGACCAGCAGAACCCCUCCUGCAUCCAGUUUGAUGAUUCCAACUGGCAGAUGCACUUGAACUCCCUCAAGCCUCUGGGCCUGAAUGUGCUGCUCAAUCUCUGCAAUGCCAGUGUGACGGAGCGUCUGUGCCGUUUCUCUGACCACCUUUGCAACAUCGCCCUGCAGGAGACUCACAAUGCUGUGCUGCCUGUUCAUGUGCCCUGGGGCCUCUGUGAGCUUGCCAGGCUAAUAGGUUUCAUGCCGGGUGCCAAAGACCUUUUCAAACAGGAGAACUAUUUGGCCUUAUAUCGCUUGCCAAGUGAUGAGGUGGUUAAGGAGACAAUCCUGGGGAAGCUUUCUUCGAUCACGAAGAGGAGACCACCUCUGAGUCACAUGAUUAACCUGUUUGUGAAGGAUACCACUACCAGCACUGAGCAGAUGUUUUCUCAUGGGACAGCCGACAUCAUCCUUGAGGCCUGCACAGACUUUUGGGAUGGCACUGAUAUCUACCCUCUCUCUGGCUCUGACAGGAAGAAGGUGUUAGAUUUCUACCAGCGGGCCUGCCUCUCAGGAUAUUGUUCUGCCUUUGCAUACAAACCAAUGCAUUGUGCCUUGUCCUCCCAGCUCAAUGGCAAGUGCAUAGAACUGGUGCAGGUCCCUGGACAGAGUGCUAUCUUCACAUGCUGUGAUCUCCCUGGGACUACGCCUAUCAAACAGAGCAGUCGAAGGAAUAGCUGGAGCUCGGAUGAAGGGAUUGGGGAAGUGAUGGAGAAAGAAGAUUGUAUCCAGGCUCUGAGCGGACAGAUCUUCAUGGGAAUGGUCUCAUCUCAGUAUCAGGCCCGUCUUGACAUUGUCCGCCUUAUUGAUGGAUUGGUCAAUGCCUGCAUUCGUUUUGUCUACUUCUCCUUGGAAGAUGAGCUUAAAAGUAAGGUGUUUGCUGAGAAGAUGGGUCUUGAGACUGGCUGGAAUUGCCACAUAUCUUUAACACCCAAUGGUGAUGUGCCUGGCUCAGAGAUUCCUCCCUCUAGCCCCAGUCACGCUGGCUCUCUGCACGAUGACCUACAUCAGGUUUCUCGAGAUGACGUGGAGGGGCUUCUGCUGAUGGAGGAGGAAGGGCACUCAGAUCUCAUCAGCUUUCAGCCAACAGACAGUGAUAUCCCCAGCUUUCUGGAGGACUGUAACAGGGCCAAACUUCCACGUGGGAUCCACCAAGUGAGACCUCACCUGCAGAACAUAGACAAUGUGCCUUUGCUGGUGCCUCUCUUCACAGACUGCACCCCAGAGACCAUGUGUGAGAUGAUCAAGAUCAUGCAGGAGUAUGGGGAGGUGACCUGCUGUCUGGGAAGCUCUGCUAACCUGCGGAACAGCUGCCUUUUCCUGCAAAGUGACAUCAGUAUAGCGCUGGACCCUCUCUAUCCAUCCCGCUGCUCCUGGGAGACCUUUGGCUAUGCCACCAGCACCACCAUGACUCACAUCUCUGAUGAGCUCACCCCGCUGCAGCUCUCUGGGCAGCUGAACAGCCUGCCUUGCUCUAUGUCCUUUCGCCAAGAAGAGAGUACCAGCAUCAUCAGGCUUAUAGAGCAGGCCAGGCAUGCAACAUACGGGAUCCGAAAGUGUUUCCUCUUUCUGCUGCAGUGCCAGCUGACCCUGGUCAUCAUUCAGUUCCUCUCCUGCCUGGUGCAGCUGCCUCCCAUCCUCAGUACCACAGACAUCGUGUGGCUCUCCUGUUUCUGCUACCCGCUGCUCAGCAUUUCACUCCUGGGCAAGCCCCCCCACAGCUCCAUCAUGACCAUGGCAACAGGAAAAAACCUGACUUCCAUUCCUAAGAAGACUCAGCACUACUUCCUGUUCUGCUUCCUGCUGAAAUUCAGCCUGACCAUCUGUUCCUGCCUCAUCUGCUUUGGGUUCACGCUGCAUGAGUCCUGCAAAGAGGUGAACACUACCAGCCUCAAUCUCACAGCCUGCUCCUCCAUCAUGCUGUACAGCAAUGCUGAUGGUGCUCCUGACUGGUUUGGGACAUUUUCCAAUGCCCUUCUUGUAGCUCAGAAGCUUGCAGCUGGCCUGAUUGUUUUACACACAGUGUUCAUAUCCAUCACCCAUGUCCAUCGCACCAAGCCACUGUGGAAGAAGAGCCCCCUCUCUAACCGGUGGUGGACGCUCACUGUGGCUGUUGUAUUGCUGGGGCAAGUGGCACAGACGGUACUGGACCUGAAACUCUGGGAAAACCUCAGUUCUCCACUGACGUUUAACUACGUUCCCAUCUCCCCAGUCUCAUGGCUUCUGGGUUUUCUUUCCUUGGUCCUUGUGGUUAUCAUCAAUGAGAUUGUGAAGCUGCAUGAAAUCAGGGUCCGAGUCCGCUACCAAAAGAGGCAGAAGUUGCAGUUCGAAACAAAGCUGGGGAUGAAUUCUCCAUUUUAAACCCUGCCAGCUCAAGUUCCCGGAGGCCAGGGCCACACAGCCACAUCGUGCUCUGGGUAGCGGCCGCACCAGCGGCUCAGGGAGUUUCCCCUUGCACAUGCAAACCAGACGGUCUCCUAGCAAAACCACAUCAGCACCUUCCAGAGGGGCCCAGGCAGGGCACUGCUAUCAGGAUCCCCCAGCAGGUAUGCAGUCUCCCCCUCCCCAGCCUGCUAGAGUGCUUGAGGGAGCCUGCAAGCUCUGCUGGCAGUUCAGGCUGCUCUUCCUUAAUUUAUUUAUUACUAGAGAUUUUUUGUUAGUAUCAUGGUGAUGCUGAAAUGAAGCGACUCCUUCUCUCGAUUUGAACAGAUGGGUUUUCCUGGGCCUGGCAGGAGAAUCUGGGUCAGCAGGGGAGGCACAGGGCUGCUGAGGCAAGAAAUCUCUGUUGAAACCCAUUUUUUCCCCCCUUCCUUGUGCACUCUCCUGGAUGGUGCGUGUGUAUGUGUGUGCAUGUGCGCACACCUGUGCAGGCCCUCAUCCACCUCCCUCUCCCUGUGUCCUGGGGGAUGGAGCCGUCUCCCCUGCAGCCCCGGGAGCCCGGGUGCACUAGGUGAGGACUGGAGCUUGCUUUCCCAGCUGGACGCUGGGGAGGUCUCUGGCAAGGUGCCGAAAGCCCCCGCGAUGGCCAGGCCGUGCCAGGCCUGCCCUCUAGCGUUGCUGCUCUAGCCAUAUGUUGGCUGCUGAGCACUUCAGGAGAAGAGGGAUGAGGCAGGGCCGUACCAACAGCUGCGUUUUACCCUGGUGAUUUGGUACACAGGGAGUCAGGAGGGCAGCUCUGCCCGCUGGCAGGGAGUCAGCGUAGCCCGGCUUCUUGCAGCCCCGUUGAAUCGGCUCUCGUCUGCUUUGACAACCCCCAAAGAGGUAGGUUUGUAGCUGUCCUCAUUUUUGUGUGCUUCAGUAAAUGCCUGCCUGAGUAAAAGCCACAGCGAUAUCUGUAGCUAGAGAUAAAGCCUAAGACCUGCCGAUCCUGCCACGGAGGAAGAAGACGUCUUACCAGACAGGGUAUCUGCAUCUUACAGCUGUGAAUAACAUGGAGCUGGGGAACGGCUCCCUUCCCGCGGGGGCCUGGGGCUCUGCUGCACCCAGUUGUUGCUCUCCAAGGCACAGGGAACCUCCCCCUGCCAAAUCAGGUCUUUCUGCACAAGUGUCUGAAGUCUCUUGCCUCCACGCUGCUGCCCUCACAGCUGUUCCCUUUCUCUGGAGGUCUCUCCUCCACCUGGCUGGGGGGGGACCUUUCCCUCGGGGCUAGGCAGGCGCAAGCUGUGUUUUGCACCAGUGGGGCACGUGUGCGCUUAAGAUUUGAAAAGACGCCGUUACCCUUGGCGCGCUUGUGCCACCAUAGCUCGGCAGUCAGGGCGCGCGCGGGCUUGGCUGCCCGAAUACUUACGGCCCGCGGAGCUGUUUGCUCCCUUCCUAACCCCGAGACCGGGCUGACUCGGGCAUAUCCUGGCACUGGUUUUGCUGCCAGUAUUAACUGUGCGCUACACGGCUCUUGUUUCCCCUCAGUACGUGAGACUGGGCCUUCCCGGGAGGCAGGGCGCUGGCCGGGUCCCCCCGGCCCUGCCCCGACGCUCCACCUUGUCUUCCUCGCGUUCCCGCAAAGCCAGGGAGCGCGCGCAGCGGGCCUCUCCGAGCAAUACCCUCCUCCCUGCCGCGGGGCCGGUAGGAGAGCAGAGCAGGCCGGGGCCGCGUCCCCCGCCCUGAGCGCGGCUCUCGGGGCCGCAGGACGCGACCGCUGGGACUCUGCGCUACCGGCAGGGUUGCGCGGGAGCCGGCGGCUCCCCAGGGCGACGCAGGGCCGCUCUGCUGCGGCCAGCCGUGCCCGGCCAGUCCUUCCCGCAAGGAGGGACUGCUCGCCGCCACCACCAGCUAGGCUGAACGCUGCCCGUGCUCCUCUCGGGCCCGCAGAGCUGCCUGGCUCAGGGAGAACAAGCUGCAUCUUACCCGGUCUCGCUUCACUGAACGCCGGCUCCAGAGCGGUUGCCACCAGCGCCGGAGGAACAGGUUCUCCUUCGGUGUGGCUGGGCCGGAGUCGGACGCAGCCCCGAGCCGCUCGCAGCCCCGAGCCGCUCGCUCGGCUGCUGUUCCUGCAGAGCCACGUCCUCCCCCGGAGCCGAGCUCUUGCUCUGGGCCGUUAACUCUUGCAGGUGAUAAAAGGCAGCAGCUGCCAGGGCUUCCUGCCGGCCAUACCUUCUCCAGAGGAGGCACCUCUGCGCUUUCCUUCUCUGGCUGGUCACAAACGUUUAUUUUCCCUCACUCUCUUCCCCUGCUAGACUUGGAGCAGAGGCACCUGAGCGGUCUUGCCAUUGCCACCCCUCCCUUGGCCCAUGGAGGCAUCGGAGGGCCUGGGUGCAUGGCUUCAGAAAGGAAUUUCCUACAUCAAGAUGUUUUUAAAUGGUGUAUAUUUUAUAUUAAAUUUUUUUGGAUGUAUGUAAAAAUAUUUGAUUUGUAUUAAAACUUGUAAAUUGUAUUAAAAAACAAACAAACCCCAACCCACAUGCAUCCAGUAUAUGAACAGCAAUAAAUGACCGUCUUGGUUACCAAGCCCAGUGAGAAGGGGAUGGAGUUUGCACCCAGCAAAGCAAGGCGGUGACAGAACCUGUGUGGCUGUGGCACAGGUAACUGCGACAGAGCCAAUGUCUGCUCCAGAGCCGUGGCCUAAGGGCUGCGCUCCUGGGGGCUGAUCCUGGCACUUCUUCCUUCUUUCUGUCCAGCCUUGGACAACUCUGUCCAUCUCUGCAUCCCUCUUUUUGCAGAAUAACUGUCCACUUACCGCUCGGUCUCUUGGAUCCUGGGCACAGCACAAGGUGUAACGUGGUUGCAUCAGUCGUGACAGGUGUUGCACCGGUGGCAGCUCCCUGAAUGAAAGGUACAGCGUGAGCUGGAACUGGCACAGUGCGAUCCAGACACAAACGGAGUAGCGGAGAGACAAGGAGGCCUGGGCUGCUUUGUGCGCGCUGCUCGGCGAGCAGGACCUGGCGUCCCUGCGGCCGCGCUCUGAUCACUGGCGAGGACGGAGGAGUCCUCUGCCUGCCAAGCCGAGGUAGCUGUGGCUCCACAGCAGGGCAAUGGGGCAGGGUUGGUCCCUGGAGCUUUAAGCACACGUUACUGCCACGGCGGUAAGACUCAGCUCAAAACGUGAACCUCGCUGGAGGCAAGAGCAGACCCCUUACCUGAGGCAGGGGCUUACGCGAGGAAGCCCAGAGCUUAAGGACGCAACGGGCAGGAUAAAGCUGAUCCUCAGUGACUUCAAACAGGGCACGAGACAAGCUUGUAGGAUUUGAAAUGAAGGAGACAACUACGCAGAACUAUCAAAAGGGUAAAAUAUGCCCCACUGUUUAAUAGAACUUAGUCUUAAUGGAUGUUAGUGGAAAACAAAAACCACAUGAUUAACACAAAGAGAGCAGAUGGUUUAAAA
Rhea pennata is the source of this 7722-nucleotide messenger RNA. It is a transcript of the gene TMEM94, whose product is annotated as transmembrane protein 94. The coding region runs from base 183 to 4265 and encodes 1360 amino acids. Lineage: Eukaryota; Metazoa; Chordata; Aves; Rheiformes; Rheidae. The transcript is spliced from 32 exons. The record is from RefSeq and is a predicted model, not a curated record.